Messenger RNA from Larimichthys crocea (large yellow croaker), 1874 nucleotides. It is a transcript of the gene ruvbl2, whose product is annotated as RuvB-like AAA ATPase 2. NCBI's taxonomy places the organism in Eukaryota, Metazoa, Chordata, Actinopteri, Sciaenidae. The record is from RefSeq and is a predicted model, not a curated record. The coding region runs from base 129 to 1508 and encodes 459 amino acids. The transcript is spliced from 14 exons. Gene Ontology annotation, molecular function: ATP hydrolysis activity; ATP binding; ATP-dependent activity, acting on DNA.
CUCCCUGUCUAUAGGGGGCAGUCUACCUCAAAGCUGGGCUUGGCUUGCCUCUCGUCGGACACCAUUACCCGGCGUACCGUCAGAAAGAGGCGCCGCAUUGUCACGUUUUGUCCGGUGUGGCGGCACAGAUGGCGACUACAAAGGUUCCCGAGGUUCGUGACAUCACACGGAUUGAGAGAAUCGGAGCACACUCUCACAUUCGUGGCCUUGGUUUGGAUGAUGCUUUGGAGCCAAGACAGGUGUCUCAGGGGAUGGUUGGCCAGCUGGCCUCCCGUCGUGCUGCAGGAGUCAUUCUGGAGAUGAUCAAAGAUGGCCACAUCGCUGGCAGAGCAGUUCUGAUCGCUGGCCAACCUGGCACAGGAAAGACUGCCAUCGCUAUGGGCAUCGCCCAGUCUCUUGGCCCUGAUACACCUUUCACAGCGCUGGCCGGUAGUGAGAUCUUCUCCCUGGAGAUGAGCAAGACCGAGGCGCUCAGCCAAGCUUUUAGGAAAGCCAUCGGAGUGAGGAUCAAAGAAGAGACGGAGAUUAUUGAAGGAGAGGUGGUUGAAAUCCAGAUCGAUAGACCAGCCACUGGAACGGGUGCCAAAGUGGGCAAGCUGACUCUGAAGACUACUGAGAUGGAGACAGUAUAUGACUUGGGCAACAAGAUGAUCGACAGUCUCAGUAAAGAGAAGGUUCAAGCAGGGGAUGUUAUUACAAUUGACAAAGCCACUGGAAAGAUCAGUAAGCUGGGCCGCUCCUUCACCAGAGCCAGGGACUACGAUGCCAUGGGAGCUCAGACACAGUUUGUACAGUGUCCGGAGGGAGAGCUGCAGAAGAGGAAGGAGGUGGUCCACACGGUGUCCCUACACGAGAUUGACGUCAUCAACAGCCGCACACAAGGCUUCCUGGCUCUCUUCUCCGGAGACACCGGAGAGAUCAAGUCUGAAGUCCGCGAGCAGAUUAACGCCAAAGUGUGUGAGUGGAGAGAAGAAGGCAAGGCCGAGAUCAUUCCUGGGGUGUUAUUUAUCGAUGAGGUCCAUAUGCUGGACAUGGAGUGCUUUUCCUUCCUGAAUCGUGCUCUGGAGAGUGACUUGUCCCCAGUUCUCAUUAUGGCCACAAACAGAGGCAUUACUCGUAUCCGCGGCACAAACUACCAGAGUCCUCACGGCAUCCCCAUCGACCUCCUGGAUCGCCUGCUCAUCAUCGCUACCUCCCCAUAUACCGAAAAAGAGACGAGGCAGAUCCUCAAGAUCAGAUGUGAGGAGGAGGAUGUCGAGCUGAGUGAAGAGGCUCACACCGUCCUGACUCGCAUCGGCAUGGAGACGUCGCUGCGCUACGCCAUCCAGCUGAUCAGCACUGCUGGGCUGGUGUGUCGCAAACGCAAGGGGACAGAGGUUCAGGUGGAGGACAUCAAAAGGGUUUACUCUCUGUUCCUGGAUGAAGCCAGAUCCUCUCAGUACAUGAAGGAGUAUCAGGACUCCUUCCUCUUUAAUGAAACACAAUCGGGUCAGAUGGACACCUCGUAAUGAAAACGACCGCUCCGUUUUCUUACUCUGAAGUUUUUAUGUCAUCGAUCGUCCUCUGGAGAGUUGGAGUCGAUUCAGAACUGGAUUUUACUUCAGCAUUCUGUUACUUUGAAGAUAAAAUUCAAAUGUAUAAAAUUAAAUUUCCCUACAUUUUUCUUCUCCGUUCAUCUUUUAUUUCUACAUUGAUUGACUUCAAAAGUAUUUCCCGAAAUGUGACUUAAUUCUGAAUUUGGCACAAUUCUGUUCAUCGUCGAGGCCUUGCGGCAGGAAUAUCCAUUCCUUUAGUGUUUUCUGUUUUUGUUGUUGUUACUUAUCUUUACAUGGUUUAUUUUUAUGAAAAUGAUUAAACAGGCAUUUCUCUAAACA